AUGGCUGGGGCUCGGACGCCUUCCGUAACGCUGAUCAGACCCUCCGAACUGCUAGAAGCUUCGCCAAACAAGUCGACCUUGGAAACCUUGGGUUUUGGCCCAAGGGAAGCGGCAACUGGGGAGGCUGGGGAAUCCACAUCCGGGCUGGAGGUCUCCACUACGAUCAACUUUGGUAGCGUAGAAGACGGAGUCGUCGGAUUACCCAACGAAACUUUACGCCGUGAAGAAGAGCGUGAUCGGGAGAGUGCAGCCAAGUUUCAAGGACCAGCAUCCGAUGAAUUGUCAUCAUCCGAGCUAUCUGGAGCAGGCGUCUGA
Molecule: messenger RNA, 315 nt
Organism: Peronospora matthiolae
Lineage: Eukaryota; Oomycota; Peronosporomycetes; Peronosporales; Peronosporaceae
Source: the annotation of a GenBank genome assembly